AUGCAGUUCAAUCUUGUCACUCUUUUGUCGCUCCAGAUGAGCCUGACUUCAGCCUUGACCAUUCCCAGCGGCAACGUGAAACGCAGCAUUGUGAGCGAUGUUGUUCUCUACGCGUACGGUCAAGGAGCCGCAGACUGGCCUAUUUCAUACGGGCUCAACGAUAGCAAGCUCUACGUUACGGCCAACCCUGAAAAUACUGCCGCAAAUCUUGCUCCCGUAAAAUGGAGCCUUUCUGCGAUCACCGACGAGAACUGGAUGGCCAACGCAACGCUCGCCAACGGCACCGACAUCGGAUCUCUCUAUAUCAUGCACCAAGACCCCUUCAACUCCGUUGACGUAUCCCCAGUUGCGACCAUCAGUGAGAUGAACGGUACAGUCACCGGGUUCAGCCUGUUUGCCACGCAGCUGGUCUACAAUGACAACUCGAACUUAGAAUCUCAGUUCUGGGCCCAGUCGACGAGUACAGAUGGUAUCUACUCUCUGAAGUGGAACGCAGAUGGUGGGAUGCAAGACAACAGCUUCCCAGUGCUGCUCAAGUACGGGACUGCUACGUGA
Molecule: messenger RNA, 555 nt
Organism: Diaporthe citri
Lineage: Eukaryota; Fungi; Ascomycota; Sordariomycetes; Diaporthales; Diaporthaceae
Exons: 3
Coding region: 1-555 (184 amino acids)
Source: RefSeq, a predicted model, not a curated record